Messenger RNA from Bacillus rossius redtenbacheri, 7921 nucleotides. RefSeq lists its product as uncharacterized. The record is from RefSeq and is a predicted model, not a curated record. The transcript is spliced from 7 exons. Gene Ontology annotation, molecular function: protein binding. Lineage: Eukaryota; Metazoa; Arthropoda; Insecta; Phasmatodea; Bacillidae. The coding region runs from base 342 to 1769 and encodes 475 amino acids.
UAAAGAACACUUUAACUAUAUAUUAAACGUGAAAUGUGUUGUUAUACACAUAACUGUAUUAGUAAUUUAAAAGUAGUGUUAAAAUAUACAGUAAUUUUUUUUUGCCCGUAGAAAAUAAUUUUCUAUAAAUAUUACUUUUUUGGUUUGGCAGGAGGGGGUUUGGUUUCGGAGAAUUCAUUACAGCAAAGUGAAUUCUUCCAGUACGUAGUUUGGCUUGAAAAGAAAUUGGUUGUUUUAAGUUAAUGUAUAGAUAUAGUUAUUUUACUAGCCUGCCCGUCCAAAGGAUUGAGUUGAAAGUAAUACAAAAUAUGAAGAUAUACUAAGAUCAGCGCUGAAUAUUAAUGAGCUGCUCCAUCGAGAUGGAGAUGCCAGAUGACGACGACGGCGAGUACAGCCGCUGGUCGCUGCUGCCGGACCUCGUCCUGGAGCAGAUACUCUCGCACCUGACAAUGAGGGAGAAGUACGCGGCAUCACUGGUCUGUCGGUCGUGGAGCCGGGCAUUCCGCCUGCCACGUGUGUGGCACACCUUCGUGUACGAGGACAGCACGCUCACCCGCCGCAAAUACAACUACUACUACGGCUGGCAGUCGUUUCUAGACCACAUGAGGACCCAGAACUGCCUGGCGUGCAUCGGGAGGAACAUCCACAACUUGAUACUGAAGCCAUCCGUCAGCUUCUUCAACCUGUACGAGUUCAUGAACAUGCUGUCGUACUUUGCUGAACGCGUCCCGCCAGAUAACCUCGGCAUCGGCCCCAACAUUCACUCGCUCAGCUUUGUCUUCCCGUGCAACAUGGCAGUGAGGGAGUCCCCCGACCAGGAGGGAACGCAGAUCUUCGGGACGGGAGGCAGGCUGCUGGAGACCCUCAAGAGGCUGAUGGGCAACCUGGCGUCGCUGCGGCGGCUGGAGCUGACGGACCUGAUGCUGGAGCCGUGGGAGGCCAGGCACCUGCUGGACGAGGUGUGCGGCUCGUGCUCGCUGCGCAUGACCCGGCUGGUGCUCGUCAACGCGACCCGGGUGCCCUGCCCCGUGCUGCACGUCGGGGUCUUCCUCCGUCUCCAGGUGCUGGUCAUCAGCCCCCAGAGCCUGGGCGAGGACGUGCUGGAGCUGCUGGGCCAAGCGCGGCUCAGGCACCUGCACAUCCUGCAGAACUGCUACAGCCCCAGCAACGAGGCCCUGGAGCCGGUGGCCCCGCGGGCGUGGCAGAACUGCAGGCGCGCCAACCCCCGCAUGGCGGUCCACCUGCAAGGGGUCGGCCUCAAGGGCUCCGAGCUGCUGUGGCAGAGCAGGGCCCCCGUGCACUCCGUCCUCUACGACUCUCCCCACAGCAAGAUGGUUCCGGAGUCGGUCCUGAUGGUAGUGGACCUUUACGCCAAGGAUCUGCACGUCUACGGACACUGUGGGCUGCCCAAGUUCUGGAUGCCUCGCUCGUUCCACGACCGUGUCGACUCCCUGUUACUGCUGCUCUGCCGGCAGUGUCCAAACCUUCACACGCUUGUGGUGCGGGACAGGAUAUCCACGUCCACGGUGCUGCUGCUGGCCCACACGGCCAGGAACCUGCGCGCCCUGCACGUGAGGCGCAACGCGGUGGUCCUCCGCCGCGACUGGCCGCGCAACCCCGAGUGGGGCGCCGACUUUGCCCUGUGGCUGCACACGGCCUCGCGCUCCUACCCGGCCACCGAGCAGGAGGUGUCGCGGAUGAUGGGGCGCCCCUGGACCAUGCUGUCCGACAAGCAGUUCAAGAUGACGCGCGUCAACCUCCACGCGUAGACUGGCUGCCCGGUGAAGGCAUUUAUGUGCCCGGACGUUGAAAAGCUGAUUCGCAGUGAAAGGUUCUUCAACCCGGCGAGUUUUCAGGACCACGGCCAAGCAGGAUAUAGUUUCAACAGGAAUACCAAAAAGUAAAAUGUAAACUGCUAGAGAACAGGAAACACUCUACUGAAAUGAAAACAGACAGUAGCAAUAAAUUAAAUUUAAAUUAAAAAAAACUGGCAGCGGCAGUGGUGCCACUUGGCCGCCAGGGUCGACAGCUGGAAAAACUUGAAAAAAAUCCUGAAUGCGAGCGGCAUGAUUGGUGCCGGAUUAUCAGAAGUUGCCGAACCACAGAAUGCCGUAUUCAAGAUCUUUCACUGCUCCAAUAGAAAUGUCAGAAACGUGUGCCAUGACAGAUGUAUCUCGCAUGAUGUUGAAUUUAUGAAACCUAACAGCAAUUUGCAUUUUAAAACUUCUAUGCAGUAAUAGUUGUUUUUUUUGCUGUUGUAAUUAAUGUUCAGAAUAAAAUCAAUACUUUACAUUUUUAACCAUUUUAACGAAAACUUGUGUGUGGAAGUACCAUUUCCACAUGGCAUUGUUUACAUUAACUGAAUUUGACAUUUUAUUUAGCGAAACGUAAGCCAAUUAUGAUCCCUGCGCAGAUCACAAUCAGUCUAUAUUCAUCGUUGGUAUAAAAGUCUUCAUACUGCCCCCUGUUGAAAUGUGCAUACUGCCCCCUGUUGAAAUGUGUUUCAGCAAUGCUUCACUGCCUACUGUGCCUUGCAACAAUCUACAAAGGAAAGCUUCUAAAUAACUUAUUUUUGUGCAUUGUACGUUGUGUUAAAAGUUGGUAACUCAUAUCUAUAUAAGUUGUGAAGUUGUGAAGCUUUGGAAGACUAAUUUUAUGCCACUCAGGAAAAAUUCCAAUAUGUACUUCAAAGAUUGCUUUACAGACCCGAAUACAUUAGAAGCUCAAUAUAACGCAAUAUUUUGGGGCCAUUGUUAACACCUGUUAUCAGCUAACAAUCAAGUGCUUAAAAAUAGGUUAGAACUGUCUGCAAACCGAUUAGGCAAAAUGUACGGAUCUUUAAAACUGCACAAUGUGGGUCUGAAUGUUGUCAGAUUUCAGGCCUCAAUCCAGAUUUUUUGGAAAUGAAAGGUUUUACAUGAUUAAUUAAACAGUUGAGAGAGUAGAAACCCAGUAUUCAAACUUAUUUGUAAGCAUUGCCCUGCAAAUGAUGUGUUUUGUUCAAAACGUAUUGGAAAUUUGUAUAGAUCCAGUGGAAACUAUUGGUUCAAACAUAAGACAUUCCGAAUCACAAUCUGAAAGUGCUCUGACAUUGUUUUUUCUGGUAGAUAAUGCAGGCACCGACAGGAUGCACACUGUCCCACCUCUUUCAUGGUAACUGCUGCGGGUAAUUUUCAUCUGACAGCUCUAGAAAUAUCUUUUCUCACUUGCCAAAAGGGCAAAAAACGUUAGCCCCUUCUACGCAAGUGUGCAUGCAUUAUCUUGUAGAGAAAACAAAUACGGACACCCCAAUCUAUCAUCUGAUUUCCUAUGAUAAAAAAUAAACCCCAUGAAUGUAAAUACUAUACGUUUUUUUUUAUCACCAACAGAAUAAGCUAUGUAUUUCUGCGACAUGCAAGAGGAACAGUUAAGAAGUGAAUUGCAACCGGGUGCUAAUCCUGAAAAUAGUUCAUUUCUCCCAACCCAAUACUCCCUCUUUUGAGGGGGAAUAGUGUGCUGUUAUGAAAGGAGAAUCCUGGCACGACAAAUGGUUUGUUAAAACCAAGCUUCAAGAGUAAGAAUAUACCAAGUACACCCGCCCCUCGAAGUGUAGCAUUUCAGUUUUAGUAUUGUUAAAAAUUUAUGUUUUUAUCCUACGGAGUACAGAAAUUUUAUGUUAAGUACAGACUUUAUUUUAAGUUUCGUUAAUUACUGUUAUAAGUGUUUCCGGAGAAUUUUUAUGCCUUGCCACGUUUUGUAAAAAAAAAAAGUAAGUUGGCAGUAUGGUUCUAGAAACUUUGAGAACAGUUGCCCAGACUUGAAUCAACAUAUGGUAUUUUAGUGUUUGUUUGUAAGUUAUAUUUUAAGUUUAUUUAUUUACUACCUAUUUAUUAUUUAAUGUAUUUUAAUAGCCUUUUUAGUUUAGGUUAAUGUACUCUUUGUAGUGAGUUUGAGGAACGAACUCUGUUUUGAGGACGCCACCACCCGAGCGCACUACGGUGGGUUGCUGAGCCGAGCAGCGACAGUUGACGUCAUGCACGUGGGUUCAAAGAGACGGGCUAUGGCUGUGAUCAAAAGUGUUCAAGUACGGUGUUGUAAACUUUACGCUUCGGUGAUGAGUACGAAACGUGAGGGAAGCUGCAAAAAAUGUGUAGCACUUUGGAGCACAUGAAAAGAGAUUAUGUGUGCGUCUGUCGUUUGAAGCACAAUGUGCGUGGCAGCGAGUCUUACUGUUACACUUGCACAGCUCGUAACUAAGGCUUGUGGAGGUGUGAUAUCGUUGGAGUCUCAAGUUUUAACGACCUAGUCAUCUUAUUUUUGAAGUUCCCACAGCGUAUUAUCAUCAUCAUCCCCACCUCCCCUAUCCCUACCUCUCAUGAAAGUGCAAUGAGCACUUGUUGCCUUCUUCAUUCUUUGUGGCAUUUUCGUAUGAUAUAGUUUGGGUAGUGGGCAACGAGAACGAACGACGAUACAUGGCUCUGAAAGUAUUGAUAAUUUUGAGAGACCUUCCUAAAUGUAAUAUUUUUCCCUUAUUGUAAAUAUUUUCAAAAUUCAUUUUCAGCUGCCACCGUUUAAAUUUAGUUUUUGGCAUCUAGUGUGUUUACUUGUACGAACGUUACUGUUUGUGAUGUUUCCCAUUUCUCUGGUAGCUAUAUGGAGUUGUUACAUUUUACGUGUACCAGCUCUUGCUUUAUAAAUAAAACAUUACUGGGACAGCGAGAAUUUGCUUUGCCUGAUUGCUCAGGUUAUGUGCCUUAAUGAUUUUGUAUGUGGAUUCACGUCUGAAUUAUUUGAUUGUAACUUGUAGGAAUAUUUUAAGAUACGAACGUGCCUGUUCCCUUUCGACCCUGCGUUUGGAUUGGCAUGGAGGUACGCUUACCUUGGGUUGAAUUAGUGUUUAUCUCUUGAAUUGUUAAUUAAUGUUAUUUGCCCCUAGGUCUCACACAUACGAGGACCAUAUAUCCUGUUUGAUCUAUAGAAGGUUAUUUUUUAUAAAGUGUGUGUUAUGUAAGUUGUUUUGUUUCUUGUGUGAACCCAAUUAUGCACCUUGAGUUAUGCUGUAUUUAGUGUUGAUGUCUGUUGACCUAUGAAUGUUAUGUUUGUUUACAUAUAUUUUUGGAACAGGCAUAAUUGCCUUGUUGCAUGUUUGGUGCUUGUUGUUAUAAGUACCAUAUUGAUAUUAAUGAUUAAUUUCUUGUUGAAAGGAAAUGUCUUGCGAGCGUAAGCUUUGGCAUAAUGUAGAUGUUGAACUCUUACAUAUUAUUACUGGAAAAUUACCCCAGUGUAUUGGCAAUUUUAAUGUUUGUCAAAUGGUUUGUAAAGCCCAGUUUGCUUAAUAAUGAAUACGCAUUGCAUACAUCAUCCCGCUGCUUACUUAAGUUUUAAUUGUUCACGUUAGCCCGAGAUGUUAAUGUAAUGUAAAUAUAGGGUUUUCUUAAUUGUAUGUAUUUCUUUUUUUCACUGCCAAUUGUUUGUACUUUAUUGCUAUAAGGUAUCUUUAAUAAUUUUGCCCAUAAUAAUUAUGUAAUUUCACAUUGGACAUAAAAGUUUGUCUAAUACUCGUUUGUCAGUUGAAAGUUUAAGCCAGUUUUUUUCAUUGGUGUUAUUUAAUAAAUGUUCCAACGUCUGCCCUUGAUUGUUAUAAUUUUCUUUUAAUACUUAUUUAUUUCACUUACGUAACCCAAACACCCCUGCUUGUUCUAUGCCUGUACUAGAACAGAGGAUGUUGUGUUGAAUACAAUUGUAAUCUUGUGACACAAUUUGAAAGCUCUUUGCAUCAACCCAGAUACAGGGACCUCCACAAACGGACCAGUCCCUGUAUGCCCAAGUCCCCAGCAGAAUUGGUGUUGAUGUUGCCGAAGGAAUGGGAACACAGCUGAUGACUGCAACGGAGUUUACAAUAUUAGAGCGCCCGCUCCUGAGAACUGUAACUUUAGUUAAAUUUUAAUGCCUGGGCUAAUCAUGUUUUGUAAUGAAUUUAGGUAACUAAUUUACUAAUCAAUUUGUGCUAUGAAUGUUAAGCUAUUUAUUUUUCUUGGCACAUGUGUAAAGUAAAUAAGAUGGAUCUCCGCAAAAUUUGUAGUAUUUUUUUGUAUUUCAUUAUGUAUAUUUAAAUAUUUUAAUAGAUUUGGCAUUUAUAGCUAUUAAAUUUACAGACUGUGUAAAUAUAAGUUUGUUGUACUCGUGAGCCGUUAUAAAUAAAUAUCUAGGUUGGAAAAUAUUCUCAGUUUUUGAGCAAAUAAAUUGCACUGUAUGAAAUUUAAGGUUGGUUUUAUGUGCAUCCAGCUCCGGAAUAAUAGUCAAGUUAGCGAAAGUGCACAAACAUAAUUUACCUUUUAAAUUAUAUUCAUGUGUUGCACGUUAGACCAGGCUCCUGGAAGGAUGCAGCAGUUGUAACCCGGUCCAAGCGGAAAGCAGACAGCUAAUAAAUUCCCCCCCCCCCCCCCCCCCCCAUAAGAGUUCAUGUUAAUCAAAAUAAUUUUUACCAUCACGUAAGUGCACCUGCUGACUGCAAUUUUAAUAAAGACAUAUAUAUAUAUUUAUAUAUAUAUAAAUACACUUAAGUACAUUUAAAUAAAUGUUGUAUAACAUUGAGAUUAAGCAAACUAAAAUUAAAUUUCAAAAAUUCAUGUACCAAAAUGUUUACAUAAUAGGGCUUGGGCAUAGAAUAUUUAAGUUACAAUAGGAAAUUAAAAAGCGUAAUCUUAACGUUUUCUAUUAUUAGAAAGUUUUUAACCUGUUAAUGUAAUUCCUGAUACUUGUUUACUAAAGAGAGUGUGUGUGUGUGGGGGGGGGGGGGGGGAGGCCCCGCGCACACGCAAUGAUUUGCCACUAGUGCAUCCUAAUAGGCGUAAGGUAAACUACCCCUGAAAGCCUCUCCAGAGCUGCUGCCGACAUGCGAGAUGGUGUAAAAUAAACACUGGCUGACCACACGGGCCGUCACCUUAGAUAAAUACGCAAUGAAGAAAGCGAAUAACUAUUAAGGAAGAACAAAAUAAUGUUUGUUGUUAAUUCAUUAAAUGGUAUUUAAUGAUACACAAGUGCCAUUGCCAUUGUGCGCGCAUGGAAAUGAACUUACGAAAACAAUGCUACUUCAAAUCUUUGUGAUUAUUUGCAUCAUUACUUUAAAUUCGAGCCAAUCAAACAAUGUUACUUCAAGGGGCAAUUGUACACACAACUGUUAUAAAGUUUUUUAGUUUUUUCCCUUAAUUUAACUAAGAAUAGCAGGGGCACAGCACAAUUCUUCUUACAAAAUUUUGAGACUUUUAUGUUUAGAACAAUUUUAACAGAGAAAUGUCAGAAGUUACAAAUAAACUGUUGAAGCUUUUUGAUGAUUAGUUAUAGGCAAUGAGGGGUUCCGGAAUAGUGUGGUGUAUAAGUAAAAAAUUUUACAUUCAUGAUGUUAUUUAAGGAAAACUAAAAUCUGCAAAAAUUUUGACUUUGCCACUAUGUUCUGGAGUCCAUCUUAUUUAAUUUAAUCUUGCAAUCUCUAAAGUAAUUGUAUUAACAAUUUUUGUUCUUUAUUUACAAUGCUAUUUCUCCACACAGUUACAUAUUUAAUAUUUAGUGUAUGGUAUACAUGUUUUGGUAAAGAAACACCUACUCAGUCACUCAAAGUUGUAUCUGUACAAUUUUCUUAAUGUAGCAAAACAUUGAGGUCUUCGACUUCAUCUUUGACAAAGACUUUAGUCUUUGCACACCCCUAAUAUUUUGUUUGUAUUUUCCUGUAAAAUAAUUAUGAAUUUAACACACAUAUUAGCAAUGUUGGAAUGCUUGUGAGCUAAGGCAUAGAUACUUAAAAGAUACCAGUGUAUUGAGUGGCACCAUUGUAUUAAUGCUCAAUUUUAUUGAUGCAGCAUGUUUACGUAAUUAAUAUGUCAAUUCUAAACGUGAUAUUUAUCAACAUAAUUUUAAUAAAAUGAAACACUUUUUUACAAGACAA